AGGAGACCCAGGGGUCCCAGAGCGGCUCUGGCGGGAGACGUAGUGCGGGGGGUGGUGAUCGAAGAGCCCCAAGCGCAGCUGCCGCUCACAGUCCCCUUCUCGAGUGCAGAGCGGGCGGAGAAGUCCACUGCUUUUAAGACCCAGCACUGAAAAUGCAAUCUCAGGCGCCGGUGGUCGUUGUGACCCAACCUGGAGUCGGUCUGGCACCCCAGAACUCCAACUGGCAGACAAGCAUGUGUGACUGCUUCAGCGACUGCGGAGUCUGUCUCUGUGGCACAUUUUGUUUCCCAUGCCUUGGGUGUCAAGUUGCAGCUGAUAUGAACGAAUGCUGUCUGUGUGGAACGAGCGUCGCAAUGAGGACUCUCUACAGGACCCGAUAUGGCAUCCCUGGAUCUAUUUGUGAUGACUAUAUGGUAACCCUUUGCUGUCCUCAUUGUUCUCUUUGCCAAAUCAAGAGAGAUAUCAACAGAAGGAGAGCCAUGCGUGCUUUCUAAAAACUGAUGGUGAAAAGCUCUUACCGAAGCAACAAAAAUCAGCAGACACCUCUUCAGCUUGAGUUCUUCACCAUCUUUUGCAACUGAAAUAUGAUGGAUAUGUUUAAGUACAACUGAUGGCAUGGAAAAACUCAAAUUUUUGAUUUAUUAUAAAUGAAUGUUGUCCCUGAGCUUAGCUAAAUGGUGCAACUUAGUUUCUCCUUGCUUUCAUAUUAUCAAAUUUCCUGGCUUAUAAACUUUUAAAAUCACAUUUGAAAUAUAAACCAAAUAAAAGAUUUUACUGACAAGA
This is a messenger RNA of Macaca mulatta (Rhesus monkey), 783 nucleotides long. NCBI's taxonomy places the organism in Eukaryota, Metazoa, Chordata, Mammalia, Primates, Cercopithecidae. The record is from RefSeq and is a predicted model, not a curated record.